Messenger RNA from Pedinophyceae sp. YPF-701, 1053 nucleotides. NCBI's taxonomy places the organism in Eukaryota, Viridiplantae, Chlorophyta, Pedinophyceae. The record is from the annotation of a GenBank genome assembly.
AUGCUGCCCAACCAACCACAGCAGGGCUACGCGGCGAACACCAAGGCCGGGAGCCGCGCGCCGCAGCAGACGGACGCUCCGUACGCAGGUCACACGCAGGCGCCUCCCUCGAGCGAGGCGCAGCCGCAGCAGCAGGCACAGCCGUCGCAGGGCCACCUCGACGCCGCGCAGUUCGCGCACCAGCAGCUCCUGCUGCUGGAGCAGCUCUCGCACGCGCAGGCGCAGGGGGGGCAGUUGAACGAAGCGCUGCUCCACGUCAUGGCCGGCCGCAUGCCGCCCGCGGGCCACGGCGCGGCCGGGGCGUGGCAGCCGCAGCGGCUCGACGCGCAGCGCGGCGCGGGCGCGUCGUUCUACCCGGGCGGGCAGGCGUACGGCGGGCCGCCCCAGAGCGCCGCCAUGAUGCCCCCCCACAUGCUGGCCCAGCAGCAGUGGCAGGACGCGCAGCAGCGGCACGCGGCGCAGCAGGCGCAGCAGGACUACCAGCAGAUCCAGAGCCUGAUGGCGCAGCAGGGCGUGCGCCACGACGUGGCGGGCGGCCAGACGUACACCCUGGCCGACGCGGGCGACUACCUCAGCCAGCAGGCCAUCUCCCGGCUCUUCGAGGAGCAGGACGGCGGGUCGGACGCCAUGACCACGCAGCGCCGCCGCCGCAUGCGCCUCGCGCAGCUCGUGUCGGACAUCGGCGCGCUGCUCCCCGGGGACUUUGCCGGGCUGUCCCGCAACACCAUUUUGCAGGCGACGCGCGCGUUCCUCCGCGAGUGGCAGGAGGAGAUUGCCACGCUGCGCAAGCAGAACGAGCGCCUCCGCGAGCUGCUGGGCGAGGACGUCCUCAAGCGGCACCCCGACCUCGCGGUGCCGCCCCCGCAGACGGCCAUCUCCGCGCUGCGCCCCAGCCGCGAGAACGGCGACGAGGGCGGCAAGGACGGCUGCCAGCCCGGGGGGACGUCGCCGCAGCUCAGCGGCCAGGCGGUCAACGAUAUGGAGCAGCACUUCCUGUCCAUGGGCCUGCUCGACUCCAGUUUUGACAACGUCGUGCUCCGCAACCGGUCGUGA